UCAGCCUGUGGCGUAGACAGGUCGCUUGUGUAUCCCGGCGAGAGGCUCGGUGUGUUUAAGCGGUUUGUACGGACCGAGAACCCGGUGUGAAGAUGGAGGAACCCCCGGGGGAUGUGAACUCCAACCUCCUUAUCCGCAAGUCUACGGGGGACCCGAAGCUCGAUACCGCUGUGUGGCAGUGGCUGCAGUGGGACAGGAAUCCUAAAACUAAAGCCCAGAUAGAGAGCCUCUUACACGAUGGGAGGACCAAGGAGUUACGGGAACGCCUUUGCUGCCGGAUGUCGUUUGGCACCGCCGGCCUGCGCUCGGCUAUGGGUGCCGGCUUCAGCCACAUCAACGACCUGACGGUCAUACAGACGACGCAGGGAAUGUACCUAUACCUGGAGCGAUGCUUCCCUGACGCCAUGCAGAGGGGCGUUGUGGUCGGAUAUGAUACUCGUGGGCAAGCGACCAGCAACUGCAGCAGCAAGAGACUUGCUAAGCUCACUGCGGCCGUCCUCCUAAGCAAAGGCAUCCCGGUGUACCUCUUCUCCAAAUACGUCCCGACUCCCUUUGUGCCCUACGCCGUCAGAAAACUCAGGACUAUUGCCGGUGUUAUGAUAACGGCUUCUCAUAACCGCAAGGAGGACAAUGGUUACAAGGUUUAUUGGGAAAACGGAGCUCAGAUCACAUCUCCGCACGACAAGGAGAUCCUGAAGUGUGUGGACGAGAGCUCCGAGCCGUGGGAUGAUUCGUGGAGGGAGAAUCUGGCAGAGAGCAGCCCCCUUGUGAAAGACCCUUUGGAAAAUAUAACCAACAGCUACAUGCAGGAUCUGAGCAGCAUAUGUUUCAACAGAGAGUUAAAUAUGAAGACGCCGCUGAAAUUCGUGCACACGUCCUUUCACGGAGUCGGUCACGACUUUGUACAGUCUGCGUUCACCGUCUUCGGCUUUCGCCCGCCGAUUCCGGUCCCCGAGCAGAAAGACCCAGACCCAAACUUUUCAACAGUGAAAUGCCCAAACCCAGAGGAGGGGGAGUGUGUCCUGGAGCUGUCUCUAAGACUUGCCGAGGCGGAGGGAGCUAGGAUGGUAUUGGCAACAGAUCCAGAUGCUGAUAGACUGGCCGUCGCCGAGCUGCAAGACACAGGUCGCUGGAAAGUAUUCACCGGUAACGAACUGGCCGCGCUUCUGGGAUGGUGGCUGUUUUUCUGUUGGAAGAAGAAUUGCCCGAAGGGGUCAGAUGUUGAGGACGUUUACAUGCUGGCGACGACCGUCUCCUCAGUCAUUCUGCGAGCCGUCGCUGCAAAGGAAGGCUUUCACUUUGAAGAAACCUUGCCUGGAUUUAAAUGGAUUGGAAACAGAGUGAAAACUCUCCUGGAUAAUGGGAAAACAGUCCUGUUUGCAUUUGAAGAAUCCAUAGGCUUUAUGUGCGGGACGCAGGUGCUGGAUAAGGACGGAGUUAGCGCCGCGGCUGUGGUUGCUGAAAUGGCGGCCUAUCUGGACACCAAUGGUACAAGCCUGAUGCAGCAACUUAUCAAGAUAUACGAAAGAUAUGGUUACCAUAUUGCAAAAACCUCUUAUUUUCUUUGCUACGACCCGGCGACUAUCAAGAGGAUAUUUGAACGGCUGCGGAAUUACGGGUCCCCGAAGAAGUACCCCGAGUUCUGCGGACCGUACGGCGUCCUCCACGUCAGAGACGUAACCACGGGCUACGACAGCAGCCAGCUAAACAAGAAAUGUGUUCUUCCUGUGAGUAAGAACAGCCAGAUGAUAACCUUCACGUUCCAGAAUGGCUGCGUGGCUACCCUGAGGACCAGCGGCACAGAACCCAAGAUCAAGUAUUACGCUGAGAUGUGCGGCUCGCCGGGGCAGUGCGACAAGUCAUUUCUUGAAGAAGAGCUAAGAAGAGUCAUUGAUGUCCUAGUGGAGAAUUUCCUGGAGCCCAGCAAGAAUGGGCUGACAUGGCGCUCUGCGUAGACUCCACCGACACUCGAUGAAUUCGCCUUGCACUCCGAUAACCUUUAAAGAAAGGUGUCCGUCGUCGGAAUGGCACAAGACAUUACCAAAAAAUGCAAAACAGAGCAUUAUACAAUCAUUCAUGUUCCUCCACGACACCAUCACUCGU
Messenger RNA from Spea bombifrons (plains spadefoot toad), 2103 nucleotides. RefSeq names its product phosphoglucomutase 2 like 1 (gene PGM2L1). The transcript has 14 exons. Gene Ontology annotation, biological process: carbohydrate metabolic process. NCBI's taxonomy places the organism in Eukaryota, Metazoa, Chordata, Amphibia, Anura, Pelobatidae. The record is from RefSeq and is a predicted model, not a curated record. The coding region runs from base 93 to 1955 and encodes 620 amino acids. Gene Ontology annotation, molecular function: intramolecular phosphotransferase activity; glucose-1,6-bisphosphate synthase activity.